AUGGAUCCAUUGAGCAUCACGGCCUCGGUGCUGGCUGUUGUUACUGCUGCCGUUCAGUCUACCAAGUCGCUGUAUGAUACCGUCAAACGCUUCAAAGAGCGCGACAAAACUUUACACAGACUCCAAAAUGAGCUUGAGGAUCUCGCCAAUAUUUUGGAGUCGUUGGCACAGGUGACUGAUUCUGAGAUGUCAAUGUUGGCGCUUCUUCAAAAUCCUAUCAACCGGUGCAGCCAAGUAUGCCGCGAUUUUGAACAGUCGAUGAGGGGUUUCAGUGGAAAAUCAAUGACAGGGUUUCGAGAUUGGGCAAAGAUGGAAUUUAUGAGAGGCAGUAUCAAUGAAUUCAUAGACACUAUCGCGGGGUAUAAAUCAACCAUCUCAGUUGGUCUGGGAACUAUUACUAUACACGCCUCCAAAGUCUCCCACCAAGUUCUUCAGGAGUACAAUGAGAUGAUCCAGGACACGGCAUAUAAUCUUGAAGUUCACUUACAGCGGAUUGAUGAGAAAAUGGCGCGGUUUACCAUUGAAGAAACAAAAACCCCAGAUAUAGACAUAGAUCUGAAGGACGAGAGAGAAGUGACCCAACAAUGCCUUCGUAUAUGUGAAGAUGCGAAGUCUUAUAUCGAAUCCUUGACCAAUCGAGAAUCAUCCGUACUGCCAAACACGCCCAAAAACGCUACUGCUGAAGAUGGUGAUACGGGAACUUGCUUUGAAGCGCAGCUGCUGACACGUCAAGCUCUGGAAGAAAAUCAAAAUGGCUUUGCGGAGACCAUCCACCUCCUUCAGAAGCGCCUACAGUCCUUGAUCCUGAACAAGGAUAGAAACAACGAGGAGAGGUUGGGGUUACAGGAAGAUAUCCAUAUUUCGAAACAGUGCCUUGAGGUGUGCAAGAUGGCCAGCGAAGUGUCCCAUCAGAAGAUAUACAGAAUUGGGGAGGUGGUUGCCGAAGAUGACAGUGAUACAAAAGCUAUGUCCAAGGGAAAUGCAGCACAGUUGGUCGGCUCAAUGACGGAAGGAGCUCUUCGGCAUCUGGCCGACAAGCGUUAUAACAAUCGUUUUGGAGUUCCAGUCAGCGACUCUUACCCUGUUGAAGCCGGCAUCAGCAGCUCGCCUUCAGUCUCUGAGACUCAAAGGAGUAGGUCUGCUUUUCCACCUCAAACUGGUGAUUACGAGCAGUCCCCUGGACCGAAAACAAGACGUACUAGGGCAUUUCCCAAUGAGAUGAGAAAACGGGGAAUGGGUGGCGCAGCCGAUGGAGGAUGCUAUCAAUGA
This is a messenger RNA of Aspergillus glaucus CBS 516.65, 1269 nucleotides long. RefSeq lists its product as uncharacterized. NCBI's taxonomy places the organism in Eukaryota, Fungi, Ascomycota, Eurotiomycetes, Eurotiales, Aspergillaceae. Bases 1 to 1269 code for a protein of 422 amino acids. The transcript has 3 exons. The record is from RefSeq and is a predicted model, not a curated record.